AGUGCUUUAGCGCGCCAGGAGCGAAUCUCGCAGACGGCGGGGAACGACACAGAAAGCUAUCUGACAAGUUUUAACAUAAUGGAAGACGGUGCCGAGGGUGAGCCGUUCGCUUCGGAUCAGCCCCCCGACUUCUCGGUGUUAAAGGAGCUGCUUUUCCCUGCGUGUCUGGAGACCGACUGCGGCUGGAGCGCCAUGUCCUCCAAGCUUUCGAAGCCAACACCGCUGCCGCCACUGCAGCAGCACACCAUAAAGGAGCGGGCCGAGCACGUGCCCCCCUCCGAGCACGAGUCCCGCCAGAUCGGCUGCCUGCAACCUGCGGGUCGUGUGCAGGGAUUGCCAGCCGCACGCCACUCGGAGUCAAACCGGAGCAGCGAAGGCGUGCCGGGGCGUUGCAGCGACUCCAUGGACCGCCCAUUUGGUGUGCCCAGCCAGGAGUGCCCGGAUGGUCACUACCCGAAUACUGCACCACAGACGGCGAUUCUCUACUUUCUGCAAGAGACGACAAAGCUGGUUCCCCCCGUUACACCGAGUAAGUGUGUGGCCUCCAUAGACGGGAGCCCUUUCAAUAAUGCCAGACAGCCACAAGCCCAGUACCCACCUGCUGACUUUUACACUCCUGUAGAUAAGCCUGGCACUUGGUGCAGCCCACAGCCAGCAGUGUACUCGGGCUCCAUCAGGUUGGUGCCCAGGCUGGACGGCUGCAGCUCCUUGGAUGUUAUGAGUCUCAUCAGCCUCCAGUGCAACAGACUGAUGAACUCGGAGGGCUUUGUGGAUGGCGCCCAUCAACCGUUGGGUAACGCUGAUCAGAUUAACAGCGCCAAGGCGGGUGUGACCAGUGAAGCCGCCUCCAGCUCUUUUGGCCUGGCUAUGGACAAAGGGACGAAGGAGACGCCCAAACUGGGUAGUGUUGGUCAGCUGUGCCCACCGGUCCAGGACAUGGAUAGUGCCAAGGUGGCCCAGUGCAAGGAAAGCUUAAGUGUGAGUCAUCUUAUGUACAAUAAAUUCUUGCCAGGGGGCACCAAAGUUGGCACAGACUCUGUGGGCACCUUGGCCACUGGUACCAAAGAGGCCAAUGGGAAGGAAUUCAUGCUCGGCCACAACGAUGAACUUCCAGUUGGCCGCCAGUCUGCUAUGAUGAAAAAUACCUGGGGGGCCACAGCUUUGAAGGGUACCAUUAACAUCCUGAAGCAGUCCGAAAGGGGACAUGCAGGGGGCUGCAGUGAUGCCCCCCACAAUGGUGAAUGCCACACCAUGCACUCCACCUCACAAACCAAGCUGGACUUCAAUUCCAAUGAGCUGUGCUUCAGUGCAAAGGGGGCUCUCCGAGACCCCGGAGGGAGUGGCACGGGUUCGAGCAGACAGAGCGGCAUCCCAGUGGCCGGCGUCGAGCAAGAUGUCCUCACCAAAGUGGGCAACCAGCCACCCGGCCAGAAACAAACCGGUGCCCCCGGUGUAGGAACCAGCCACCCCAGGAAGCCGCGGAAACAGCAGAAGCCAAUGAAGAGCGCGAAGAGUUGGGACCCCGACUUCCGAGGAGUAACCAUCACCAUGCAGAUGGUCCCCAGCAGUGAAACCCCCGACAAUUAUCAGCUGCUGAUCACUCCACAGUACAGCGCAGAGCUUUUGAAUUUGACAAAAAAAACCCGAGGCAGUAAAUCCCGACUGGCAGCAGACAACGGCAGGACCAGCAGCUCCGAGGAGGACGCCGACCCCCUUUACCCAAACAAAAACAAAGUCUGCGCAUCCUGCAGUACCAGGAAAACGCCUCUGUGGAGGGAUGCAGAAGAUGGGACGCCUCUCUGCAAUGCCUGUGGGAUAAGAUACAAGAAGUAUCGAGUCCGAUGCUUUCGCUGUUGGCACAUUCCUAAAAAGGACGGGAACUCCAAUUUCAAAUGCUUGAAGUGUGGCGAUCUUUUACGAGUCUCCUCGAAUCGGCGGAAAAACUCGUAGAACAUGGCAGCAGCGCUUUCGGCCCGGACGGCUUGUAGCACUUGGGCGGGUGGAUGCCUAUGGGUAAUGAAUGCCAUAUGGCUUUGUUUGUUUUGUUUUGUUUUUUUUGUGCUUGUAUUUUUGUUGUUUCACUGUUUUAUGUAAAUUUGUUUUGGAAGUUUUCACUAGUGGACAGACAAGUGCGGAUGGAACAAGCUACUUUGGUCAAUUAUUAUUACAAAACGUGAUGAAUGCUCGGGCACUUACACGCCUUGCACUUGAAACUCCAAUCAAAAUGUACAUUUUUGGUGACUAAUUGUACAAAGAGGGGAAAGAAAAGUUAGUUUUGUAAAUACAAAAGUUAUUAUUCUA
Erpetoichthys calabaricus (reedfish) is the source of this 2301-nucleotide messenger RNA. RefSeq names its product zinc finger GATA like protein 1 (gene zglp1). The transcript has 6 exons. Gene Ontology annotation, molecular function: zinc ion binding; sequence-specific DNA binding. The record is from RefSeq and is a predicted model, not a curated record. Lineage: Eukaryota; Metazoa; Chordata; Cladistia; Polypteriformes; Polypteridae. Gene Ontology annotation, biological process: spermatogenesis; oocyte development; regulation of transcription by RNA polymerase II. The coding region runs from base 79 to 1950 and encodes 623 amino acids. Gene Ontology annotation, cellular component: nucleus.